AUGGAUAUCGACAUGAGCCGCCGGAAUAAGUCCCCUCGUCCCCUAUCUGACGGGGAGCGAAAGCGCUUGGAUGAAUUCAUCGAUUCGAUCCACUACUCCAACCGAUACAACGAUAGUUUCUUUGAAUACCGACACGUACAGCUCCCGAAGGCUAUGCUCAAGGUCAUUCCCAAAGACUAUCACGACGAGAACAAGGGAACCCUGAAGCUGUUAUGGGAGGAAGAGUGGCGAGCACUGGGCAUCACGCAGAGCCUGGGAUGGGAACACUACGAGGUCCACGAGCCGGAGCCUCACAUCCUCCUCUUCAAGCGCCCUAUCAACUACCAGCCCCCUACUCAGUGA
This is a messenger RNA of Clonostachys rhizophaga, 342 nucleotides long. Lineage: Eukaryota; Fungi; Ascomycota; Sordariomycetes; Hypocreales; Bionectriaceae. The record is from the annotation of a GenBank genome assembly.